AUGGGGGUUCGGUUUUGUAAAGAGGGCCAUUUAAUUCAAAUUGUCAUUGAGGACUAUGAAGAAAUAACUAUGAUGACGAAGAAAGAGCAGCAGAAGAAAAGAGAGAACACUAAAAAUGGAAGAAGAGAAAGAGCAGCCAAGAAGAUCCAGGCCUGGUGGCGUGGCACCCUGGUGCGCCGGACACUGUUGCAUGCAGCCCUGAGCACUUGGAUCAUUCAGAGCUGGUGGAGGCUGACGAUGGACAGGCUGCUGCAGAAGAAGCGGAGGGCAGCCCUGAUCGCCUAUGCACACAGAGAGAGGGCGGUGGUCAAGCUCCAGUCUUUGGUUCGUAUGUGGCGCAUCCACUGGCGAUACUGCCAGGUGCUCAGUGCCAUCUAUGUCAUCCAGCACCACUGGCAGUGCCACAACUGCCAGACCUGUGCCCUCCUCCGGGGCCACUGUGUAGUCACAGCCACUCACCUGCAGUUUCACAUUGAGAUCAUUAACCCCUAA
Messenger RNA from Budorcas taxicolor (takin), 492 nucleotides. It is a transcript of the gene IQCF2, whose product is annotated as IQ motif containing F2. Bases 1 to 492 code for a protein of 163 amino acids. Gene Ontology annotation, molecular function: calmodulin binding. The record is from RefSeq and is a predicted model, not a curated record. The transcript is spliced from 3 exons. NCBI's taxonomy places the organism in Eukaryota, Metazoa, Chordata, Mammalia, Artiodactyla, Bovidae.